CUGUAUUUUAUCAUGACUAGCUAUUGUAAUUGGAGGAGUACAGUAUCUACUUAGACAUGAAAGCAAACAAUGAUGGUCGCGCCACAACCGGGUGGUUCGCUGUGCUUGUUUGCAAAGUCUCCCACGUGCGUCGAGAUGACAAAGUCUCCCACGAGUGGAGGCGCCAUGGUGGGAGACGGAGUAGCCCGCUAGAGGCAUUCGCGAGCGUGGAGGGACUCGUCUAACGUCGAGUUGCGGUUCGUUCUGACAAUGACUUCAACCACGUCGCGACUCGGACUCAUUACGGCUAUCGUACUACAACACAGGUCGUGGUACGCGCCUUGUCAGGAGAUCGACCUACGAUUCUGAAGCCGAGUAGCACAGGAGUUGCCGAUUUGCGCCCGCCUACAACAUCUUUCUUCAAGAAAAAAUUAUGCUUCUCAAGUAAACUCGAGGUUGCAUGGCAUGCGUCUGAGUACAAACCACUGCUCUUCGAAGGGAUUCAAGUAGAAGCAAUCAGAACUAUUUGAUAGAACAACGAUCGAGGAAGAAAACAGAAUCAUCACUAUUAAGUGCAGAACAUGAACAAGAACAGCCAAAGUAGAAAGAACCAGAACAAGCUGCCCCAUCAAGUAGAACAAUCAUUACAUCGUCGGACAUCAGCACAAGUGGGUGGAAAGGUGAAGUCGGUGGUGGAGAAAGGUGAAGUCGGUGGUCAUUCAAGAUGGGUGGUAAGGUGAAGUCGGUGGUGGAGAAGGGUGACAAGGGAGACAAACCCUCAGCACGGUUUGGUCAUACGGCGACGCUUGUCGGAGACAAGGUCAUAGUCUUUGGAGGAUGCUUGGGAGACAUGAAAGAUUAAGGCAGGCUGAUUACUGGAUGUUUGACUAUUAGAAUUGCAUUUUAGCUACUUUGAGGAUUGCUAAUCGAAUUUCGAAAAAGUGUUGGCAGCACUGUUGAUGAAAAUGAAAGACAUCUUUGGAGCAGCAGGACCGCAUUAAUUUUCAGAAGUGACCAUCGGAAUCCAGAAGUAUUUCACUACGACACGGGAUCGUCAGGUGUUUGAUUUUACCUUUCUAAAUACAGUACACAAUCACUGGGGAUGGGUACACGCUGGACCUCAGCAACAAACAGUGGUCGAAACUUCAGGCGGAUAACGGUAUUAUAGUGAAUAAUUUCUUUAUAUGUUGAUCGGUUUCUGGCUCUACUCGAGCCUGUUUCGUCCCGGACAACACGGCAUGGCCGUAGAGCCGCGGACCUUCAACCUUGAACCUUGAACCUUUUUGUUUUUUUAUUUCGUGCUGUAAAUAUGUUUGUCUUUCUUAGGCGAGUCGCUUUAUUUCUGCUUGAGCAUUUUGGUUUAAGAUGAAUUUGACAUUCAGUUGAAUGAGCUGACGUCGUAUGCAAUUAAGGUUCGGCCGCUCCGUGUGCCCGAGCAGCGCAUGCCGCGGCUUGCGUCGAAGGGUCACAGUUGUUAUGGCUCAAAAUCUUGCUCGAAAUAGUUGACUUGGACAAGAUGUGAAUCAAUAUUCUCGGAGUCGCUAAGUAGUACUAGUUCAAUAUAUUUAUAAAUAUGAGUACUAUUGUAUUGUUCUUCUAGGAGCCCUCACUGAAUAUAUGAAUAUUGCCAUAUGACAACGCCCUGCUCGUACUCGGCGAAUUUUCCUGCCAUUUUCUAACCCUUGUCAUUUAUGGUGGUGCAACUGGUGGUGGUGCGCUUGUUCCAGAUGAGCUGCAUGUGCUGGAUUUCAAGGGUGGGGGCAAUUCCGCAUGGAUGCCAGUACCGGUGACAGGAGGCACACCUGGAAAGCGGUACGGACAUACGAUGGUCUUCAACAAACCACUACUCAUUGGUAUGAAUGCAUGAUGGACGGAUCAUGAAACUAGUGAUACAACUUCUCAGUUUUAUGGAAAAAAGCUCAGGAGAGCCAAAGCUGAACAGCCAAACUACUACGAACUGAUUCAUAGCAAAAGAAUAGAACCCCUCGAUGGAGCAAGACAUUUGAACAAUGUGCAGCAGCCUCUUCUUCUGCUCCUCUAAUCCCCUCUGCGGCGGUUCAGUAUCGAACAAAAUUGAGUGUGAUAUCUGGAUAUUAGACGUGGAGCAUUCGCCAUUCCAGUGGACCGAGAUAAAUGUCUCCGGAAAAAACCAACCUCUCCCACGCGUCUAUCAUACUGCAGAGGUCUGUCGUGAAGGUCCAGCGUCGGGGAUGAUGAUUCUUUUUAUGAAUCCGGAAUUGUGAAGUGUUUGAAGAUGUUUGUCUCUAAUCUUUAUCUCUUCGGCUCGACAUGUCUCUAAUCUUUUCGGCGGACGAACGAAAGAUAAUCGGAGUCUGAAAGAUGUGUGGGGACUAAGACAGCAUAGGGACCGACGGUGGGAUUGGGUAGAAGCGCCAACGAAGAAGGGAAGUAUUACUUUAUACUCUUGGUUACUACGAAGAGAGGAAAUACUACAUUACUAUUAUUUUUAAAAUAUAUCCUACAUUUAUAAUACUGCUAGUUGUUUCAUCUUCAUCCAAAUAGACCGCCGUCCUUGAUGUGCACAUAUUUUUCCAAAAUCGGGUCUAAGUCUAUAAUCUAGUACUGCGAUAAUUGAUACAGAUCGCGAUCCAGCACUAGAAGCGCGACCAAUUAUUAUGACAAUACAGCGACCAGUGAAGAAUCGGCGACAUGAAGAUUACAUUAAACUGUUUUCUCUAAAUCAUCUUGAUAAUUAACUCACUACUGAACAUCAAAAAAGUCACUCUCCAAAUAAUGUUAUUUACUCAACACUACCCUCAUCAGAUGCACCAGAAGCGCGUUUUCAGCACAUAGGGUUGUGCUUCAAGCGGUUUCUUCUGAUCAUCGGCGGCCGUGGUUCAGAUGUGAAUAAGACACUUCCGACCUGCAUCUAUGUUAAGGCUACAAUAAAUGCAUCUUCACAGGCAUCCUGAGACCGUUUUUCAAGGGGAAAGCAGGCCCAAGAUGCUGCUGACGAUGGAUUUCUCCUAGUUCCAACUAUGAUACCGAAAGUUGUGAAUGGAAGUCACUGGGAGCUUCGUCAGAUCGUUUCCGGACUGCUGCAUUUAAGGGCUUUGUAUUUUCAUCAAGUUGCCGUUCCUUCUAUACUGUAUCUGCAAUACAAUGUCCUCUGUAAUACAAGGAUAAGGCUCUGAUUUUUUGCUCGCCAAGUAGAAGAAGAUCAAGACAGGUAGAAGGAUUGUGAUAGAAAACAAUAAAUUUAACAUGCAGGACAGAUGGAUAGGUCAAUCACAAACGGAACCGAAACCUCCAAGGAUAAUGGAGAAGAGUGUGCAGAGUUAACCUCAUCUAAUGCAUGGAUAAUGGAGAAGUAUAUGCAGAGUUUUGGUGGGUUCGAGCAUGACAAUCCGAAUUUACCCACCAAUGCCGUGAUGAGUCUGGACUUGGAAGCCGCUUUCUCAGAAGCCGGCUUGAAGUUCCCAGGACCACAGAAAAUGCAUAAAAUAUUAUGAUUUACAAAAAAUUGUUGAAUGUAGACUUUGGAGUUAUCGUCGGUUAUAUCAUGAGACAAAACUUUUGUGCGACUUGGUAAAAAUGUCAAAAAAGAUAUUCAAGAUCAAGGUUUGAAUAUGUUCCACUUGCUCUGUGUACAUACUAAAGUUUUGUGAGUUUUCCGCUAAUUCUUGGAUCAGUAACCGAAGAGCCUGACUCUGACACAGAGACGACCAAGGGGAAGAAAGCGAAAAAAGGAUCUGAAAAAGAUGACAAAGCUAAAGUACAGUUAUAAUACUGAUUUAUUCAGUUUAACUAGGGAAGUUGCUCCUCUGGACCCCACGUGGCAAAUAUAGUGGGCU
Molecule: messenger RNA, 3794 nt
Organism: Amoebophrya sp. A25
Lineage: Eukaryota; Dinophyceae; Syndiniales; Amoebophryaceae
Source: the annotation of a GenBank genome assembly